GCGCAGUCAAAGUUUGGCAGUUGCCAUUUGAACUCAUUCGGACCCUUUACCGCCCUCCAGGGAGUCAAUCAUCCCAGGAUGCCCACGUUAGCAGAGUUACGCAGCAGGGCUGUAAAGGUCAAGGAUGCCGGCGUGAGCUCGCUCUCGAACACCAAGGAUCGCAUGUCCAGCCAGCCCAGCAAGAACAUAAACUGGAACGCGGAUGUCAAGGCUAAGCCGCCGCCUCCCCCCGCGCCUUUGGCGAAACCGGUGUACAAGCCUCCCCCGCCUCCUUCGAGGACCGGUUCGUCUGCGAGCAGCGCCCCCGGUAUAGUGAACAAACCUCCUGUGCCUGUGCGUAAAUUUGGCGUAUCCGCCAACCCUACUCUUGCCCGCUCGAUCAGCAAUGUGAGCCAGGAGAACGGGGUCAACCCAGGUCCUCCCCCUCGACCGCCACCAAGGUCGUUCAACAGCAAUGCAAGCAGUGUAUCUCCCAGUCCAUCCCCGUCAAUAUCGGGAGGACUUGCGCCGGGACCGCCUCCUCUCAUUCGCCGGGAAACACGUCCGGACCAGCCCUCUCCCCCUCCCCGGAGCUUUGCGCCUCCACCGCCCGUACGAAAGGCCCAGUCCGAGGAGGCUGGUAUCAACAAGAUCGACUGGGCGAAUUUGUCACCGGAAGACAAGCAGGCGUUCUUUGGCUGGCUGGAUGAGUUCUUCUCGCGGUAUCUGGGCAAGCCUAUCCCGCCGCGGACCACAACGGACAGUGUAGAGCAGAUUAGCGGCGGACAACUUCCUCCUCCCAAGUUGCCCGUAGCCUCUCGUCCGAUGGCGCCUCCACGACCGUCUGCAAUGUCGUCCCAAGCCUCUAUUGCCGCUAAUGAAGGCCUCAUGUCCUACCCUCCCCCAUCCGAACACGCCUCCCUCGCGGAAGAUCUCGCGCACUACUUUCUGCCCUCCACGCACUGGACCUCCACCUGGUACACCUCCGACUCCGACCUGCUCGCCCCACCCAUCCGUGGCAAUGACCAGCUUACGUGGACAGCCUCCUGGUCCUCCGAUGGGCGCACCAAGACAUUGUUCGCCGGCGUGGUCUUCGCGGACCUCAGUAUGUGCUUCUACACCGUCGCCUGGCCACAGAACCUCCCGCCUUCGCACGACCCGAACGACCCGCGCACCGUUGUACGCACCGCGCGCUUCCUCCCGCGGCCCAAACCCUGGGACCACGCGGCGUUGCUCGACGCGCACGAGACCUAUGGCGAGACCGUCGCGGGAUACGCGGAGAGCUUCGAAGGCACGAACCAGCCAUGUGCGCGCGGCGAGUGCUGGGACCUCGCGAACGAGGCGCUCAAGAGCUUCGCGCAGUACGACUGGGUGCCCGCGCCCGUGCCCAGCAUCUCGCGCACGCACGGGCACUUGAUGUACGAGGGCACGGCGGCGGAGAAGGGGCGCGUGCAGGCGGGGCGCUGGCGCGGGGGCGACGACCGCGUGCGGCGGGGCGACAUCGUGGAGUGGCGGACGGCGCGCGUGGGCAAGGGUGCGUAUUCGUGGGCGAUGCUGGGGAAUCCGGACCAUACGGCGGUGAUCGUGAGCGAGAUGGUGCCGCGCGCGGCGGUGAGGGACGGGCUGGCGGUGGCGCCGAGGGAGAUGGGUACGUUGGAGGUGAUUGAGCAGAGUCUGGGGAAGCCACCGGCGUGGGCGACGUAUGAUCUGUCGAACUUGGAGGAAGGCGAGGUUUGGAUAUACCGCCCGGUGGGCAUGGAGGCGUACGUAGGUUGUCUGUUAGCGGCGCAGUGCCCUGAGGGUGUCAACGCCGUGAGUCUGUAAUCUGCGGACUGUGUGGCAAUCUUACUGCAGGGUCGCUUCACUCCCAUCACGUUGAACGAAAGCACACGGUGAGGCAAGAAGGCCGACAGCGGUAGCGGUGACGGGGACGACGACGACGAGUGAACAAUACUCCUGCACUCGUGUAUAUGCGCUCCUUUUGCCCCGUCGCUCCGUUCUGUCCCCCGGUUCCCUACUGUUAUCCUGUGUGUAUGGCUGCUAGAUACUUCGCGCCUCCGUCUCGUCUC
Trametes versicolor FP-101664 SS1 is the source of this 2048-nucleotide messenger RNA. RefSeq lists its product as uncharacterized. The transcript has 5 exons. NCBI's taxonomy places the organism in Eukaryota, Fungi, Basidiomycota, Agaricomycetes, Polyporales, Polyporaceae. Bases 79 to 1803 code for a protein of 574 amino acids. The record is from RefSeq and is a predicted model, not a curated record.